Messenger RNA from Phycodurus eques (leafy seadragon), 7928 nucleotides. RefSeq names its product ER degradation enhancer, mannosidase alpha-like 2 (gene edem2). Lineage: Eukaryota; Metazoa; Chordata; Actinopteri; Syngnathiformes; Syngnathidae. The transcript has 11 exons. Gene Ontology annotation, molecular function: mannosyl-oligosaccharide 1,2-alpha-mannosidase activity; calcium ion binding. The record is from RefSeq and is a predicted model, not a curated record. The coding region runs from base 291 to 1934 and encodes 547 amino acids. Gene Ontology annotation, biological process: endoplasmic reticulum mannose trimming; mannose trimming involved in glycoprotein ERAD pathway; carbohydrate metabolic process. Gene Ontology annotation, cellular component: membrane; endoplasmic reticulum.
CUCCCGUGCGCGCCGUACUCCUCGCGUGUGUGUGCGUGAGCACGGCGGCUUGUCAUCAGUUUACCGAGGAAGAGAUGCACGAUGUCAGCACCAAACCAGACUGUGAUGGAAGAACACAGGACUGAUUCGAUGACCGCUGUGUAGAACUGUCUCAGCAGCUCCGGUGGCAGGCCGUGCUUUCUCAGAAGCCGCAGGAAGUACAUCCUCUGCUGGGCCUUUUUGAGGACGGAGUUGAUGUUGGUCGAUGUUGGUCGCCCACUUCAGACAGCGAAUCAAAGGCAUGUUCUACCAUGCCUACAACAGUUACCUGGACAGCGCCUUCCCCUAUGAUGAGCUCCGCCCCCUCACCUGUGAUGGUCAGGACACUUGGGGCAGGUGAAGUCAAAGGUUCCCCUCCAAGUGGUAUUGUUUUACAUCACAUCAUCAUCAUCGCCUGCUCCUUUUCCCUCUGCUUCUUCAGUUUCUCGCUGACGCUCAUCGACGCGCUUGAUACUUUGCUGGUGCUGGGAAACCAAACUGAGUUUCAGCGUGUUGCAUCUCUUCUCCAAGACACAGUCGACUUCAACAUCGACAUCAAUGCCUCAGUCUUUGAGACCAACAUCAGAGUGGUGGGUGGUCUGCUGUCUGCCCACCUGCUCUCAGGCCGGGCCGGUGUGCAGCUGGAGCCCGGCUGGCCAUGUUCAGGACCACUCUUGAGGAUGGCUGAGGACGCCGCCAGGAAACUGCUGCCUGCAUUCGAGACCCCCACCGGAAUGCCGUAUGGCACGGUCAACCUGCUGCGGGGCGUCAGUCCCACUGAGACAUCAGUCACCUGCACCGCCGGCGUGGGAACCUUCAUUCUGGAAUUCUCAACACUGAGCCGACUUACCGGUGACACCACGUUUGAGGACACUGCACGCCGGGCGUUGAGGGCUCUGUGGAAGACCAGGUCGGACAUUGGACUGGUGGGCAAUCACAUCGAUGUGGUCUCCAAAAAGUGGGUGGCGCAGGACGCGGGCAUUGGUGCGGGCGUGGACUCUUACUUUGAGUAUCUGGUGAAGGGUGCCAUCUUGCUGCAGGACGAGGAGCUGCUGCACAUGUUUGACGCCUACGACCGGGCCCUUGAAAACUACACGCGCUUUGAUGACUGGUACUUGUGGGUGCAGAUGCACAAAGGUACUGUGUCCAUGCCCGUCUUCCAGUCCCUGGAGGCCUUCUGGCCCGGCCUGCAGACUUUGCUAGGUAAUCUGGACGGUGCCGUCAGAACCUUCCAGAACUAUUACUCUGUGUGGAGGCAGUUUGGAGGGCUUCCUGAGUUCUACAGCAUCUCUCAGGGCUACCCUGUGGAUAAGAGGGAGGGAUACCCACUCAGACCCGAGUUGAUUGAGAGCGCCAUGUACCUGUUCAGGGCGACGGACGAUCACACAUACCUGCAGCUUGGCCUGGAUGCUGUCGAGUCCGUCGAGCGGAUCGCCAAAACGCCAUGCGGCUAUGCCAGUGUGAAAGACCUGCGAGACCACCAGCUUGACAACAGAAUGGAGUCUUUCUUCCUUGCUGAGACCAUCAAGUAUCUCUACUUACUCUUUGACCCAACCCACUUCCUACACAGCGGCGGGGCAGAGAUGUGGGUUGAAGGUGGGGAGGAUGGCCACUGCAUCCUGAGCUCGGGGGGCUACAUUUUCAACACAGAAGCCCACCCGCUGGAUCCAGCGGCACUCUACUGUUGCAGCUACCACGGCCGCGAGCAACAGGAGCUCAGCGAUAUCCUGCUCGGCCUGUCACAGUCCGCGAAAGAACAUGGUGGCCUAUCAGAAGAUUCUCCUUCACACGGCCAAUCAGAGAGCAUCGCUCUGAAAGUAGGCAAGGGGAAGACGGCACCCCCGCUGUCCUGUCCCGUUCAGCGUUUCAGCACUCGACUCUCUGUCCUGGGUCAAGUUUUCACUGAUAACACCUAACCUCGCGUGUUAUGUGACUUACUCGCUGGAUCUUUGUUUAGUCAAUGAAGAGUACAAUAGAUUUUUAUUUAUCAUGACCUUGUGUGACAUCCUUUGUUUACUUCGUCACCAUGAGGGGGCAGCACUCACCAGGAAAACGUCUGCAUUCUGACCUCAUGCCACACGCUAUCAUCUCAUGUUUUCUCAUUUUCUACUGCUUCCCAUGUCUCCUCAUCUGCUCUGUCCCCAUCCCAUGUGUUUCCAUGUUUGCUGUGUUCUUCCCCUGCACCCUUAUCGCAUGUCUUGGUUUUAUGUGUUCUCAUGACCUCUGUCCACAUCACGUACAUCAGUGUUCCCCAACCUUUGCACCGCGGACCGGUUAGGAGUCUGCAUUUUUCUCACGGACCGGCUGUGGUGACGUGCAUACAUGUAUGCACACACAUACAUACACACACGCUUGCCUCACUUCUGCUUCCUCCUUCACCGUUCGUGGUGCGUCUACUGUGUCUGGCGUACAUCACCUGAACCCUUAUCUCAUGUCUCCUGUGUCCUCAUUCCCUUUAGCCUUACCUCUGUGUCCUCAUCUCUUGUGUCCUCAUCACCUGUACCCUUUAUCUCAUUUCUUGUGUCAAACCCCCCCUCUGACCCUUUUAUGGUUUCCUCCUGAUGACAUGUCCUUCACAUUGUCUCCUUGCCUGGUCUCUUUGGGUUCAGCUUGUACGACGCCAACUGUCAUUUUCGGCAUGUCUUGUUUACCAGUAAGUAAAAACAAAACAAAAAAUGUUCAUACUCUAUAUGUGGCAAACUAACUAGUUAUUAGCAUGAAAAUUACUUUUCAUUCAUUAUUAGCCCCAUUUAGCAACAAGUAGCUUUGAUAAAACCUAUAAAUAUCAAUACUCCACAUUAGAGGCAAUGUCUGGUGAAUCUAUAUCCUUUGCUCUUCAGAGUUCCACAGAGGAGAGCACAGCUAUUGGUGACUGGCUGACUACAACCACUGGCCUAGUAUAUCUCUAAGUGUGCUAUGCACUGUCUGAUAGUCACAUGAUUUCUACACACGAAUUUACACACAAACAUGUUUCUAGAAACUGUAAAUCACAAGUGAAAGCACAUUGUCAACUACCAUGAUUCUUGCUAAAAAUUGUCCCAAAACGUCCAAAUUGUCAUAUGUAAAAAAAAAAAAAAAUGCUGAGCUGUUGCAAAAGCCUUUUUUUUGUUACCAAAACUCAUUUUUACACUAACUUGAAGAAUAGCUGAACGAACUAUUACUCUUGCUGUCAAAACAAGUUAUCCAUCAAUGUUUUUGUGUAUGUAUAGUUAAUAUGAUGAACCAAUUAAACAUUUAUUUCCAGUCAUUACGGCCAUUUGAGGGAAAUUGUAACUACAAUGUGGCCGGUGACGAAAAUUAGUUUAACACCGCUGUGUGUAAAUGUCUGUUAUGUAUGUAAUAAAAAUAGAAAAAAUGGUACCAUAUUCAUUAAUUUUGGUUGAUGGGAUGUGUAUGAGGGAAUUAUUUAAACACGUCCUCGUUGAAACUGCUUUUAUAUGUGGACAUCAGAAAGAAUAGAUGCAAUAUUUGUAACAACGGAAAGCCAAUUUAACAAAUACAAAAUCUAAUCACCAUAAUGUCCUGCUUUACAGGAGAGAGCUGAUAGACGGGAGUUAGAGUAACCACAUAUUGGGAUAAAGAAAUUUCCGUGACGUGACCUCAGUUUCAUGUUUUGACGUCCGCCAUGAAACAUCUGGGGAAGCUCCUCCGACUCUUCACCCCCUGAUCAAUGGCUUGGUGUCAGCCAUAACUGCAGACAGAUGACAAACCUCAUGGACACCAUCUUGAACAAAGGAGUUUUACUCAGCCACACAAAUGUGGAAUGACAUUCGGACAGCUGAUGACCUCCGUGACCCUGGAGAGAACAACAGAUGAUUCCGCCAAAGCCGCCCAUCACCAAUAUACAGUUUGUGGGAAAUCCCUAAGGACAUUUUAUAUAUGUGUGUUUGUUUGUUACAUACAUAUAUACACACGCACACAUACCCCACAGUGGGUACGGAAAGUAUUCAGACCCCCUUAAAUUUUUCGCUUUUUUUAUAUUGCAGCCAUUUGCUAAAAGGAUUUAAGUUCAUUUUUUUCCACAAUAAUGUACACACAGCACCCCAUAUUGACAGAAAAAAAACCUCAAAUAUCACACAGCCAUAAUUAUGCACGUAUACAACCCCAAUUCCAAUGAAGUUGGGACGUUGUGUUAAACAAAAACAGACUACAAUGAUUUGCAGAUCAUGUUAGACCUAUAUUUAAUUGAAUACUCUACAAAGACAAGAUGUUUAAUGUUCAAACUGAUCAACUUUAUUGUUUUUAGCAAAUAAUCAUUAACUUGGAAUUUUAUGGCUGCAACAUGUUCCAAAAAAGCUGGGACAGAGUCAUGUUUACCACUGUGUUACAUAAUCUUUUCUUUUAAAAACAUUCAAUAAACGUUUGGGAACUGAGGACACUAAUUGUUGAAGCUUUGUAGGUGGAAUUCUUUCCCAUUCUUACUUGAUGUACAGAUUCAGCUGUUCAACAGUCCGGGGUCUCCGUUGUCGUAUUUUACGCUUCAUAAUGCGCCACACAUUUUCAAUGGGAAACAGGUCUGGACUCCAGGCAGGCCAGUCUAGUACCCUCACUCUUCUGCUACGAAGCCAUGCUGAUGUAACACGUGCAGAAUGUGGUUUGGCAUUGUCUUGCUGAAAUAAGCAGGGACGUCCAUGAAAAAGACGUUGCUUGGCUAGCAGCAUAUGUUUCUCCAAAACCUGUAUGCAUUAAUGGUGCCUUCACAGAUGUGUAAGUUACCCAUGCCAUUGGCACUAACACAACCCCAUGCCAUCACAGAUGCUGGCUUUUGAACUUUGCGUCCAUAACAGUCCGGAUGGUUCUUUUCCUCUUUGGCCCGGAAGACACGACGUCCACAAUUACCAACAACAAUUUGAAAUGUGGACGCGUCGGACCACAGAACACUUUUCCACUUUGCAUCAGUCCAUCUUAGAUGAGCUCGGGACCAGAGAAGCCAACGGCGUUUCUGGGUGUUGUUGAUAAAUGGGUUUUGCUUUGCAUAGUAGAGUUUCAAGUUGCACUUACGGAUGUAGCGCUGAACUGUAUUUACUGACAUUGGUUUUCUAAAGUGUUCCUGAGCCCAUGUGGUGAUAUCCUUUACACAUUGAUGUCGGUUUUUGAUGCAGUGCCACCUGAGGGAUCGAAGGUCACGGGCAUUUGAUGUUGUUUCUCAGCCUUGCCGCUUACAUGCAGUGAUUUCUCCAGAUUCUCUGAACCUUUGAACCUUCUCUGAACCUUUUGAUGAUAUUAUGGACCGUAGAUGAUGAAAUCCCUAAAUUGUACGUUGAGGAACAUUGUUCUUAAACUGUUCGACUAUGUUCUCACGCACUUGUUCACAAAGAGGUGAACCUCGCCCCAUCUUUGCUUGUGAAUGACUGAGCAAUUCAGGGAAGCUCCUUUUAUUCCCAAUCGUGGCAUCCACCUGUUCCCAAUUAGCCUGUCCACCUGUGGGAUGCGUUCCAAACAGGUGUUUGAUGAGCAUUCCUCAACUUUCUCAGUCUUUUUUGCCAUCUGUCCCAGUUUUUUUGGAACGUGUUGCAGCCAUAAAAUUCUAAGUUAAUGAUUAUGUGUUAAAAACAAUCAAGUGUAUCUGUUUGAACAUUAAAUAUCUUGUUUUUGUAGUGUAUUCAAUUAAAUAUAGGUGAAAGAGGAUUUGCAAAACAUUGUAUUCUGUUUUUAUUUGUUUAACACAACGUCCCAACUUCAUUGGAAUUGGGGUUGUAGAUGGAUUGAUGAAAUUAUUAAGCACACCGGAAUACACUGGUAUCAAAUUGAUUUGAUACCAGUGUACCAAUACACUGGUAUCAAAUUCCAUAGUAGUUGGAAACGUGAAGAGGCCUUCAUCUUGCAGUGGACAGAAAAUCGUUGAUGAUGAUAUACAGUAUAUAUAUUUCAGACAAAUAGGUAUCCAUCCAUUUUCCAUACCACUUUAUCCUCACGCGGGUUACGGGCGUAAGGAUAAAAUAAAAACAACCAUUCGCGCACACAUUCACACCUAUGGGCAAUUUUAAUUUAAUUUUUUUUUACUUCUAGGAAUGUCUGCACAUUUAGCAUUUUGAAAUUGUUCAAUUGUUAGAACUGAAAAUGAAUGGUUCCUUCACAAUUGCCACUCAGAAAUCAAAAUGUUCAUAAUCAGUGGCCUAUAUAACGCUUGUUCAUGGAUUGUAUAUUUAAAACAAGAAAUAUAAAACAAAGUAAACAGAUUUUAUUAACAAGAUAUAUGCAUGGUUCAAUUAUGUCAUUCUAAGAACUUUGUCCAGUAUUCUAGCACUGGCUCGUGUCACUUCAAUCGUGAUCGGGCAGUGUCUGAUCUCACAUCUCGAUAACUAUUACUGUAAUUUCUCAUGUAUAAUGUGCAUUCCCCCCGAAAGAAAAUUGUCAAAAGUCAAUAGUGCGCAUUAUACAUAGGUAUAGGGGGAAAUGGUAAAACACUUUCCCAUUUUAUAAAUGUAUGCUGCCAUCUAGAGGUUAUGAAAAAGCUGUACGCUUUCAUUCCAAUAUGCCACCACAACCUAGAGCAGUGAUGGGCAAACUACGGCCUGCGGGCUACAUCCAGCCCGCCAAAGAUUGGUACAGAAUUGCCCAAAUCAUAUCAAAGUCAUGACUACAUUCAUUUGAUCUUGUCCUGUAAUGCAGAGUGGUUCCACCAGGUUAUCCUGUAAUGCCCAGUGGUUCCACCGGGUAGCGCAGUAGGUACAGUGAUACAUUGACUUCACUUUGGCUGUUCUGUUUUUACUCUGCUACUGCUUUGAACCAAGAGUGGGCCAAAGAAAAAAGUCGACAGUGAGUGCCGAGUGUUUAAUAUAGAAUGGACUACUAAAUACUUUUUCACUGAAGUGCUGUAUGUCAAAGGCUGUAUGACUAAUUUGUUAAGAAACCAUUGCGGUUUUAGAGGAAUAUAACAUCACCCCUCACUUUUCUACCAAGCAUGCUGAUUAUGCUAAAAUCAAGCUUGCAGGCUCAGCAAAACUCCUUUAUCUGACAAACUGCCAUCCAAGAUUCAGUCACAUAAUACCCUGAAACAGUGCCACGGGAACUGAUUGAUCUCCAAUGUGAUACUGUCUUAAAAGAGAAGUUCAACUCUCAAACUGGAUGAGUUUUAUGCUUCAUUAAGCACAGAUAAAUUUCCAAAAAUCCAGAUGAUGGCACAGAGGACGCUGGUGGUGUUUGGCAUUACAUAUGUGUGUGAACAAACUUUUAGUGUGAUGAACACCAACAAAACAUCCUACAGAUCCCAGCUGCGUGAUGAACACCUCAGAUGUGUUCUGAGAAUUGCCACAACAAAACUAACACCAGACUUUGAUGCACUGUCAAAAAAAAGGUGAUCAAGAAAACAACACUUCCCAUUAAAAGUAAAUUACGUAUUAAUCAGAAUCAUCUUUAUUUGCCAUGUCCAAAAAACACACAAGGAAUUUGUCUCCGGUAGUUGGAGCCGCUCAAGUACGACAACAGACAGUCAAUUGACAAAGAACACUUUUGAGACAUAAAGACAUUGACAAAAAAAAAAAAAAAAAAAAAAAACAGUCACUGAGCAGGAAAGGGUUGCUAGUUAUCUGGUAAUGCCGGUACAUUAUUAUUAUUUUUUUGACAAUUGUGCAAGAGGAUGCAGAGUCCUCUAGCACUUAGAGCAGUUCGAAUGACUAAUAUAGCAAUAACAAUAUAGCAAUGAACAUUGUGCAAAGGGCGUCGAGAGAGAAGAGCAGCGGAGAGAGGACACAACAUUGGGGCGCCCCAGUGCUGAUGCUGCGUGUGGAUGAGGUGGCCUCCUCCAGCCAGACCUGCUGUGUCCUGCCCGUCAGAAAGCUGUAAAUCCACUGGCAGAUGGAAGGUGAGACGCUGAGCUGGAGAAGCUUGGAGGAAAGGAGUUCAGGGAUUAUGGUGUUGAACGCUGAGGUGAAGUCCACGAACAGGAUCCUCGCAUAGGUCCCUGCACU